AUGGCCCCAAGUUUUGAUGAUGAAAAAUCUUUGUUUGAUUUCGUUGUGCAAAAUGGCAAUGGUGUCAAAGGUCUGGUGGAUUCAGGAAUAGCAAAGGUGCCUGAGAGAUACGUCCAACCACCACAAGAACGAAUAGACAAACUUGAUGCAUUCUCACAAGAGCAUUCCCCCAUCGAUUUAUCAAAGCUCGACCAACUUGCUGAGUACGAUCAAGUGGCGGAAACCAUAGUGAGAGCGGCCGAGACACUCGGGUUCUUCCAAGUGGUGAACCAUGGUGUGCCGGUCGAGUUGCUGGAGUCACUUAAGGAAGCAGCCCACAAGUUCUUUGCUCAACCACCUGAAAAGAAGGCUAUAUAUCUCAAGGCAGUCAGCCCCAGUCCACUCAUCAAGUAUGGAACCAGCUUUGUGCCAGAGAAGGAAAAAGCUUUGGAAUGGAAAGAUUAUAUCAGUAUGACCUAUACAAAUGAUACUGAGGCACUAGAACAUUGGCCUAACCAGUGCAAAGAAGUUGCACUCGAGUACUUGAAGGCUUCGACUAGGAUGGUGAGGAAAUUGUUGGAAAUAUUAUUGACAAAUCUUGGAGUGACGCAAGAUCACGGCUCGAUAAUAGAAGCACUUACUGGGCAAAAUAUGGUGAACAUGAACUUUUACCCAGCAUGCCCUAACCCAGAGCUAACGGUGGGUGUGGGACGCCAUUCAGACUUGGGCACAAUAACCGUUUUGUUACAAGAUGGUAUUGGUGGUUUAUAUGUAAAAGCUGAAGAAAAUAAGUCAGAAUGGAUAGAGAUUCCACCCAUUCCUGGUGCCAUAGUUAUUAACGUGGGAGAUGCAUUACAGAUUUUAAGCAAUGGAAGGUACAAAAGUGCCGAACAUCGUGUACGAACCACAAGUGCACAAUCAAGAGUGUCGAUCCCUUUUUUCACGACGCCAAAACGAUCUACCAAGAUUGGUCCACUGCCUCAACUAGUGAAGAUUGAUCGAGUAGCUCACUAUAAAGAAGUUACAUUCGGGGAUUACAUGGAUCACUUUUUCGGAAAUGCCCAUGAGGGGAAAAAAUCGCUCAAUUUCACUCGAAACAUAUCGGGUUAA
Messenger RNA from Fraxinus pennsylvanica, 1089 nucleotides. NCBI's taxonomy places the organism in Eukaryota, Viridiplantae, Streptophyta, Magnoliopsida, Lamiales, Oleaceae. The record is from the annotation of a GenBank genome assembly.